AUGCAGCGAAUAAAUGGAAAAAACAUAUCUCGUCCUGUUUUUAUCCAACAUGGAGUCCUCUCCAGCAGUGUGGAUUGGCUGAUUGGUAGAAUAGCGUGUGUUCUUGCCGACAGUGGUUUUGAUGUAUGGUUGGGCAACGUUCGAGGAAAUAUAUAUUCACGUGCUCACUCUACUUUGUCCCCCGAUGAGGAUGAAUUUUGGAAUUUUUCAUUUGAAGAUCACGCAGCGUUCGAUAUCCCUGCAAUGGUCUCCUUUGUCCUCACAUCCACCAACAAGGACCAACUUGUUUAUAUUGGGCACUCACAGGGGUCUCUCAUUGGACUUAUUCAGCUUUCGAGGAAUCAGGAAUUCGCUGAUAAGGUCGCUCUUAUGAUUGCAUUGGCACCCACCCUCUCCUUCCAGGGAGUCUACUGUCCAUUUCUAUCCCUCGCCCCCUACCACCGACAUUUCUAUGUUUAUUCAUAUUUGUUCCAACCUUCUUCCACCUCCGUAAAGAACAUGGUCCACUACUCCCAAGUCAUUUCCUCUGGACAGUUACGACAUUACGAUUACGACCAAGAUAACAUGCGAUUUUACAAUCAAGUAUUCAAUUUCUGUCACUCAAGACCACACCCCCACUCUACAAUGUAUCCAAUAUCCACACACCCAUUGUGAUCGUGGCUAGUGA
Molecule: messenger RNA, 667 nt
Organism: Octopus sinensis (East Asian common octopus)
Lineage: Eukaryota; Metazoa; Mollusca; Cephalopoda; Octopoda; Octopodidae
Product: lipase member K-like
Exons: 3
Coding region: 1-654 (217 amino acids)
Source: RefSeq, a predicted model, not a curated record